Mauremys mutica (yellowpond turtle) is the source of this 3864-nucleotide messenger RNA. Its product is annotated as E-selectin-like. The record is from RefSeq and is a predicted model, not a curated record. Bases 165 to 2384 code for a protein of 739 amino acids. Gene Ontology annotation, cellular component: external side of plasma membrane; membrane. Lineage: Eukaryota; Metazoa; Chordata; Testudines; Geoemydidae. Gene Ontology annotation, biological process: response to cytokine; heterophilic cell-cell adhesion; leukocyte tethering or rolling. Gene Ontology annotation, molecular function: oligosaccharide binding; sialic acid binding. The transcript is spliced from 16 exons.
GGCAGCUCUCCACUGCGUCUUAGCAUAAGAACCACCACAGUGACUUAGCAAAGGAAAACAGUCGCUGAAGACACAUCUUUACUAGGCUGCUACAUAGCACCAGACAUCACAGCCACAAUCUCCAUUUCUUCAAAGAGCAAAGUGAAGAGAAGUUCCCCAGAAACAUGAUUGGCCUGUGGUUCCUCUCUGUUCUCACUUACGGACUUAUGGUGCUUGAGGAGGGCAAUUGCUGGACAUACCACUAUUCAGAAAAAAACAUGACCUAUAAGCUUGCGGAGGAAUGGUGUAGGAAACACUAUACAAAUAUGGUUGCCAUUCAGAAUAAGGAGGAAAUUGUCCAUCUGAAUGCAUUUCUACCCUUCAAUCCAAGUUAUUACUGGAUUGGAAUCAGAAAGAUUGAUAAUGAGUGGACCUGGGUUGGAACAAGAAAACAGCUGACUGAAGAGGCUAAAAACUGGGCUAAGGGUGAACCAAACAACAAAAAGAAUGAUGAGGACUGUGUUGAAAUCUACAUCAAAAGAGAUAAGGAUGCAGGCAAAUGGAAUGAUGAAAGAUGCAGCAAACAGAAGGUUGCCUUGUGCUACGCAGCUUCCUGUAACCAGUCUUCCUGCAGUGGCCAUGGUGAAUGCCUGGAGACCAUUAACAAUCAUACCUGCCUCUGUGAUGCUGGAUUCUAUGGGCCUGAAUGCCAGCAUGUUGUGACUUGCGACCAACUAAAAGAACCCGAUCAAGGGACGCUGGAGUGCAGCCAUCCACUGCAGAACUACAGCUACAACUCAUCCUGUGAGGUUCAGUGUGCAGAAGGCUAUGAAUCAACUGGGUUUGAACCAGUUUGGUGUACCUCUUCCGGAAGCUGGUCUGCACCCACUCCAGCAUGUAGAGUUGUGCAGUGUGAUGGCUUAAAGGCUCCAGCUCAUGGCUCCGUGACGUGUUCUCCUGCCUCUGGGAACUUUCUGUGGAAUUCAACCUGUGAGUUUGCCUGUGAAGAAGGGUUUGUGUUGAAGGGAUCAGACAGGCUGCAGUGCGGCGCUUCUGGAGCGUGGAACGGACAGCAGCCGGAAUGCGAAGUUGUGCAGUGUGAUGGCUUAAAGGCUCCAGCUCAUGGCUCCGUGACGUGCUCUCCGGCCUCUGGGAACUUUCUGUGGAAUUCAACCUGUGAGUUUGCCUGUGAAGAAGGGUUUGUGUUGAAGGGAUCAGACAGGCUGCAGUGCGGCGCUUCUGGAGAGUGGAACGGACAGCAGCCAGAAUGCAAAGUUGUGCAGUGUGAUGGCUUAAAGGCUCCUGCUCAUGGCUCCGUGACGUGUUCUCCUGCCUCUGGGAACUUUCUGUGGAAUUCAACCUGUGAGUUUGCCUGUGAAGAAGGGUUUGUGUUGAAGGGAUCAGACAGGCUGCAGUGCGGCGCUUCUGGAGAGUGGAACGGACAGCAGCCGGAAUGCGAAGUUGUGCAGUGUGAUGGCUUAAAGGCUCCUGCUCAUGGCUCCGUGACGUGUUCUCCUGCCUCUGGGAACUUUCUGUGGAAUUCAACCUGUGAGUUUGCCUGUGAAGAAGGGUUUGUGUUGAAGGGAUCAGACAGGCUGCAGUGCGGCGCUUCUGGAGAGUGGAACGGACAGCAGCCGGAAUGCGAAGUUGUGCAGUGUGAUGGCUUAAAGGCUCCAGCUCAUGGCUCCGUGACGUGUUCUCCUGCCUCUGGGAACUUUCUGUGGAAUUCAACCUGUGAGUUUGCCUGUGAAGAAGGGUUUGUGUUGAAGGGAUCAGACAGGCUGCAGUGCGGCGCUUCUGGAGAGUGGAACGGACAGCAGCCGGAAUGCAAAGCUGUGAUGUGUGAAGCAGUGAACAGGCCUGAAAACGGCUUUGUGGAAUGUACCACCCGUUAUCCAGAAUUCACGUACAACUCGGCCUGUGAGUUCCAUUGUGAGGAGGGCUACAGAUUAAGUGGAUCACCCACCAUUCAGUGCACAGCUCAGGGAGAAUGGUCAGAGCCCUUCCCAAAGUGUGAAGUUGCACAGUGUGAAACCCUGAUACUCCCUGAGAAGGGCUCCAUGAAUUGUUCACACCCUCUUGGGGAUUUUGCAUACAGCACAGUUUGCGAGUUUAACUGUACAGGGGGAUGGUUGCUAAAAGGCUCUAACAUACUUCAGUGUGGCGCUGCAGGGAACUGGACUGCAAGUCAGCCGACAUGCGAAGCUCCCCAAGUGCCUGAAGAACUGCUCAGUUACGUCUCAGUUGGAAUAGCAGCCACCGGAGCCUCACUCCUGUCGACAGCAUCAUUCCUCAUUUGGCUUGUAAAGCGCCUUCGAAGGAAAGCAAAGAAAUUUACUCCUGCCAGCAGCUGCCAGAGUCUCAAUUCAGAGUGUACCUUCCAAAGCACUGCUCAUCUAAUCUAACGCCAAGUGACUCUGGAAUUGAAGCUAUCUUCACUGAUGCCUCAGAGCUGCUCAGGAAAUGGAGCUAUGCAGUCCUCAGCAAGCGGCCAGGUGUUGAUACAUCUUGCUGACAAGAUGAUUAGCCUUGGGUCUUGCUACUAAAUACUGAGCUCAGUCAUCUGGUUCUGCCACUGAAGAGAAGCAAGCUGUGGGUAAAACCUUAGCUGUUUACCAAGAGACUACAUGGGUCCCACCAACGUACAGCUACAGUGAUUGGGAGAUCUCUAUUCAUUCUCUGGAUGGGGAAAAAAUAAGCUGCUGUCUAUGGGAGAGGUUGGACUCCUCUAGGGUCAGUCUGUAGGUACCAGGGUGGAGUGAACACUUUGCAAUAUACAUGGCUGGAGAUCUCUCCCAUGGAAACACAUGGGUCACAAUUUUUAAAGCAAAAUAGUUAGAAUGGGAAAUAUCUGUGGAAUUUCCUUACAAACCAUUGAUUUGGUUCACUGGUAAUUGUUGAAGUAAAUGUACUGUAACAAUAUGUCACAGUUAAUCAAUCUGCUUGUAACACUAUGGUCAGGGUGUUUUGCUGCAGUUCCCAGUGAGUUUUUAUAUUGUAACUUUAAACCUUUGCUAAUGGGAGCACUAUCAGAGUUAGUAAUUAUGCCAGGCACCCUGGUUCGUGAAUGCUGCAAGUAGACCUGAAACAAUUUCAUCCCCAUGGGAUUAAGUAUUGUAAUCUAUAUAAAUAUAUAUUUAGUUUCUUGUGCACUUUCUUCUGCAUGUAAUUCUAUACUGUUUGUAAAUUGUAGAACUGCUGUAGGAUAUCUGCCCUAGAGUUCAGAAUCAGAGAUGUUCUGCAAAAAGUAUGUGACAUCUACUCUGUUCAGAUAAAAUAGCCUGUUGUAUAAUGCAAAAGGUAGUGACUACAGACCUUCUGUGUACUUAUUCCUUCAAAUUUAUCUGUCAUUUAGGGACAGACAUGAUUAAAGGUCUGUAUGUGCAUUCAUGUGUGUCUGAACAUAACAUAACACUAGAUAGAAGUAAAAUGUCAUGUUUAGACCUUUGGGGUCUAAUCCUACUCUCAUUAACACUGAUGGCAAAACUCCCGUUAAUUUCAAUGAUUCAGGAAAAGGCCCUUCAUAACUUACAAGUUGUUCUUUGUGACACCUUCAUGAAUAUUGCGUUUGAUAACAUUGCGUACACAAUAGUCCAAUGAAAAGACCUGAGGUCAUAUUUUAGUGGCUGAUGUUUUUGUAAGAAGCAGUUAUGUGCGACUGAAUAUUUGGGGGCAGAGCUUCACCUGAUAUAAAUUGUCACAGCUCAAUCAGAGGUACCCUUUUAUGGUUUUCAUGUCUGUAUAUUAUUUAACUAUAAACUGGCAGCAUAAGAAGAUGUUUAUAUAUAAUGAAUAUAAUCUGCUUAGGUUUUAUAUUAUCAGUAUGGUUUUGAAUAAGUUAUGUAUUUAAUGUAUUUAUGAUUACACAGAAGUGACUGCUUUCAA